Molecule: messenger RNA, 1290 nt
Organism: Durusdinium trenchii
Lineage: Eukaryota; Dinophyceae; Suessiales; Symbiodiniaceae
Source: the annotation of a GenBank genome assembly
AUGGAUGAGUCAAGCCUUGCUUUUCAUUGGAGCGGCUUAGCUGGAACAGUUGCGGAGGCAGCAGUGAGUGUGGCGACAGACAAGGCGAAGCUCAGCAGCCGAAGGGCGCGGGUGACGUACCUUUGUUGCAUCACGCACGACAGCACAGUGCAACCGUUGCUCCCGCAAGUGUUGCUGGGCAAUUCUCGGUCCUUCCCCUUAGAGUUUGUGAAGCAGGCUGCAGAAGUUGAACCGGGCAUUACUGUUUGGCGGGAAAAAUCCGCUUGGAACUCACACAGGUUGAUGCGGAAGUUCCUCCGGUUGCUGUGUGCCCGUUUGGGCGACUUGUUGAAGACGCGCAGCGUGGGCUUAUUGCUCGAUUUCGCUCCGUGCCAUGUGCAUGAUUCGAUUUUUGAAUUGGCCCGAAGCGCGGGGCUGCGCUUGUUGUUUGUCCCCCCUGGCAUGACGCCACUCCUGCAGCCUUGUGACACCCACUGCUUUGCAGCCUUCAAAAAUAACGCCCAAGAGAAUUGGAGGGUGAAGAAGAGUGAAGCUGGUGGGCAUCCAACUCUGUUGAUGUGGUUCCAAGCUGUGGCAGCUGCAGUCCAUGACCUUGUUCAUAGAAGUUGGGCUCGGGCCUUUGAGAGUGAUGGAAUUCUGCAGCAACAGCGGAACAUGUCAAGUCAUUUGUUGAAGCAGCUACACUGGAGUACCGCGCCCCAGGUCCCGCCAGUGUGGCCCAGCGAGGAGGUGGCCGCCAAGAUGUUGUCGAAGGCAGACCUGGAGCUGUUGAUUCGGGCCAAACAGGUUCGAUGCGUGGAGUGGUUGGCCUUGGAAGCGGUCGUCAGCUCAGUAUUGUUGACGGGUGCUAGGCGAGUCUACCAGAAAGACGUGGUCCAGAAGCUUAUCGCUAACCGGGCGCCAUUCCGUGCAACCUCAGACCCCAUGUUCUCCAACCUGCCUGCCUUCCGCCGGCAAUUUGAGUUUGCCUGUGAGAUCUUAGACAACAUCAACGACUGGGCAUUCAUCCUAGAGCACCGCGCCUUGCUACAGGCUAACACAGACUUCCACAAGCUGGGUGAAUCUCAAACCGGAGUCUUUUCGUACACCGUUUUUCUGUGGGCCACGCCCGUGGCUAUAACCUUGGACUUGGAUGUGGAUUCCCAAAGCGCUUUUGAGUGCAGCGAUUGGUUGCGGGCAAAUGUCCUCCUGGAUGUUCUGAAGCCAGGGGAUAAAACGUUCCUCGAAGAGGGGCGGCCCAAGCUCCGGAUGUCUGACAUGCCCGAGUUGCAACUGGACAUAGCUUUGUAA